This is a messenger RNA of Plasmodium reichenowi, 1080 nucleotides long. RefSeq names its product rifin. The transcript has 2 exons. Lineage: Eukaryota; Apicomplexa; Aconoidasida; Haemosporida; Plasmodiidae. The record is from RefSeq and is a predicted model, not a curated record. Bases 1 to 1080 code for a protein of 359 amino acids.
AUGAAAGUCCACUGCUAUAACAUAUUAUUAUUUUCUCUUCUAUUAAAUACAUUGUUAUUAUCAUCAUCGCAAGUAUAUAAUCAAAGGAACCAUUACAACACACCCCAUAUAAAAAACAGAGAACCAACAAAUUUAUAUAGAUCAUUAUGUGAAUGCGAAUUGUACGCACCUGCCAACUAUGAUAAUGACACAGAAAUGAAAAAAGUCAUGGAAAAUUUCAAUAAACAGACACAACAAAGAUUACACGAAUAUGACGAAAGGAUGAAAACUACACGUCAAAAAUGUAAAGAUCAAUGCAAUAAAGAAAUUAAAAAAAUUAUAUUAAAAGACAAAAUCGAUAAGGAAUUAACCGAAAAGUUUGCCACAUUACAAACUGAUAUACAAAAUGACGCCAUUCCAACAUGUAUUUGCGAAAAGUCGAUAGCGGACAAAAUGGAAAAAGGAUGUUUGCGAUGUGCAGGUGUAUUGGGAGGUGGUGUGAUGCCUGGAAUGGGAUUGAUAGAUGGAAGUCUUUUAGGUGCUAUAAGUGUGUUGCAACCUGCGGCAAUUGAGGCCGCUAAGGCUGCGGCCGUAACUGAGGCUACGAAAGCUGCUACGAAUGCUGGUAUUGAAGCUGUGAAACUUAUAAUUAAUGAAUUUCUUACACAUUUUAAGAAAGAAUUUUACGUUGAUUUGACAAAAAUUGUUAAGAAAUCAACAUAUAACAAUUUUGAUUCUCUAUUUCAAAGUGCUAAAGAACUACUAGGUGAUUCGUGUCGACCUAAUCCAUUAAAUGGAAGUACGAAUUCUUUUUGUAAUUCGACAAUAUGCGAGGGUGGGGAAAGGACGCUUAGGAGUUGGGUACAAGCUGGUGCCACCAAAUAUGAAGCAGAAUUCGCAUUACAAAAAGAAGCACUUGAAGCAACAAAGGUGGGUGCAGUAGAAGCUACAACUACUAGUUGCCAGACUGCUAUUAUUGCUUCCAUCGUUGCAAUAGUAAUAAUAGUUUUAAUUAUGGUAAUAAUUUAUUUAAUUUUACGUUAUCGACGAAAAAAGAAAAUGAAGAAAAAAUUUCAAUACAUAAAAUUAUUAGAAGACUAG